Messenger RNA from Scutellospora calospora, 123 nucleotides. Lineage: Eukaryota; Fungi; Glomeromycota; Glomeromycetes; Diversisporales; Gigasporaceae. The record is from the annotation of a GenBank genome assembly.
AAGACAUCCGUUGGUGCUAAAUUGAUUUCUUUUUUAAGGUUAGUUAUAGUUUAUUAUCAAUUAGCUAAUCUUAAUGCUGCAGCUGCGCCACCUAUUCGAACUUUAGAGAGCCGCUCUGGUUGA